UUUCAAUCGUCAAUGGGUCUAGUAUUUACAAUUUCAUAUUCUGUUUUUAUAAAUUUAGAUUUUAAAUAUUGUUUUAAAAUUAUCUCUCUUUAAUCAUGUUGUAGAAUUUCAAUUGACAUAAACAAUAUGGCACUUCUCCAUGCCGAGUUAACCGCUACUUGUAACGCGUUAGGAUAUACUGGAGCAGAAAAAUACUAUAUUGACCCACAGUGUAAAGAGGCUAUUCGCGAUUUAAUCAAAUUCCUGAGACGCGAUGGUGACGAUCAUGAAAUUCGUCGCUUCCUCGGGUCGGCUAACAUUGUUCAAUCUGACCUGUUGCCUAUACUCGUCGAGUAUUCCAACAAAGCCGGGCUUUUCGAUUUGGUCAUUAGGCUAUUGGUAAACCUUACUACUCCCGCCUUGUUGUUGUACAACGAACAGCCUCCUGUCGAGAAAACUCCUAGCCAAUAUUAUUUGCAAAUGGUGUUACACUUGCAGAAAUACAAACAGGCUUUUGCCGACGCCAAAGUCUGGAAAGUCAUUGUAGACAAACUGGCUGAAAUCAUGCAAGCCGAAUACCAUGAGAAAGGAGAAGAAAAAGUUUUGUCAACUGUCAGGCUGUUAAUAUUGAUCCGUAACAUACUUCAUGUUCCUGCAGAUAAUGAUGCCGAAUGUAGACCCGACAAUGAUGCCAGCCUCCACGAUCAGAUACUAUGGGCUAUGCAUCAAAGCCAGAUUAUUGAUGUCAUUAUGUAUAUAGCUUGUUCAGAUAAUGAGCAACAGUAUUAUCUUCACGCUCUAGAAAUUAUUUCGCUUAUGUUACGAGAUCAAAAUGCAGUAGAACUAGCAAACGCUUCUGUCAGCCGUACAGAAACCGAAAAGCAACGUGAUGAACAAGAACUUGUCACCGUUUUAUUACAAGAACGUAAAGAAAAAAUGGAAACUAAAAAAUAUAGCGGAUCCAGACACUCUAGGUUUGGCGGCAGGUUCGUCGUCGCCGGUAUGAAGUCUAUUGGUGACAAUGAAAUGGUUGUAUCGUCUAUGAGUUCCAACGUUAACAAAGCGUUUGAUCGAAACAAAAAACCUUUGAAGACGCCACGCAAUAGAAUGCCUCUAAAAGAAACCGGCAUCGAUCGAAAAUCUGCAUUCAGUGUUCGAUUGUUUUUGAAAGAAUUUUGUGUCGAGUUUUUACAUGGCGCUUAUAAUACAUUAAUGAAACAUGUUCGGGAAAUAUUAGUGCGUUCGAAAGGACAACCGAACGAUGAGUCAUACUACUUUUGGGCUAUGCAAUUUUUUAUGGAAUUCAAUCGCAACUAUAAGUUUGAAAUUAAACUAGUCAGUGAAACCAUGGCUUUGAACAUUUUUCAUUUCGUCCAAGAACGAAUCGAAGAUAGCCGCGAAAAAUUAAUAACCGACAAAAAGAAAAUACCUGUUUGGUCUAAACGCAUGCAUUUGGGACUGAAGGCUUACAAGGAGCUAAUGGAAACUCUUAUGGCAAUGUAUCAAAACAAAGAUACUGUUCUUCAAUCCAGUGCACGAACAAUUUUGACCAACAUAUUUUACAUGGCCGAGUACAGGGACAUGAUUUUAGGGUUGUUGAAUUUUUACGACGAAGUUAAAUUUUCUAGAGUAUACUUAAAGGAUUUAUUGGAAACUAACCAUGUUUUUAUGAAAUUGUUGGAAAAUUUGGGAAAGAAACAACGCAACUUAAUUGUACAACGCAAAGCAAAGAAGACUACUAAAAAACAUAAUAAAAAAUCUAAACCUCAAACAAAUCCAGUAGGAGACGAAGACUGCGCAUGGACUAAUAUAAGUCCUACCCUAAAAGAGAUUAUUCAGUCAAAUGAUAUUGUUAUUGAUGCGAUUGAAGCGAGACCUUAUGAUCCGAUAUCUGAAGUAUCGAUGGAUGAUCAAAAAGUUGAAGCAAUGUGUCGUAUCAGAAUGCAUUUAAGGAAUAAUCGAUUAGAACAAUCUGUCAAACUAUUGAGAGCUUCUAGAGAAGUAUGGCCAGAAGACAGUUAUUUUGGUACGUCUGGACUGAAACCGGAUGAAGAAUUAGAGAUUUUAAAACAAAUAUUCGAUGCCAAUCUCGGAGCACCAUCAGAGCACUAUGAGGAAUCUGAAAUCAAUAACCAAAACAAUGACACCGACGAAGAAGAAGAUGAUGAAGAAGAUACAAAUCAAGCUCGCUUCGAAGAAGAAAAUUUUGAAUUUAUGGAUUUGGUUAAGAGAUUUGCCAAGCCUAAAAUUCUUCAAAGCUGUUGUCAGCUGUUGAAAGAUUUUGACAAAAAUUCUAAUUACACCAAUCACGUUAUAGUAAAACUUCUUCAUCGUAUUACCUACGACUGCAAGUACGAAGCAAUGAUGUUUCAAGCAUCUGUGUUUCGUAUAUUCCAAAGAAUAUUUGUAUCGACUAAUCCGAGUCAUAAAGAGCUGAAACAUUUUACUAUAUUUAUAAUGAGAAAGUUCACAGAAGUAGCUCGUAAAAACAACAAAGUUUUUAUGGAACUUCUGUUCUGGAAAGAUUUAAAAGUAGCAUAUGAAAUCGAAGAGGGAUACAAUGAGGAACAGAAUAAUAAGAAAUUGUCAAACUGGACAGAGGAGCAAGAGGACGAGUUGCAUAGAUUGCACGAAGAAUACAUGCGUGACAUGCCUCAAGAAGAUGAGGUCACGUGGAUAUGUAAAAAUUUGAUUAGACAAGACCGUUCAAGAAUAAGUGUUUUAAAAAAACUAAAGCAACUCGGUAUUGUCACUAGGAAACUGAAACCGGGAAAAGAGUUUGCCGAAUCCGAAAUUGUUCAAAUAACGCAAUUAGUCCACGAGUUCAGAGAAGCGGCUGAUCCGAUAAACUCUAUAAUGGAAAAACUAGAAGUGAAACGGUCAAAAAAACGCAUUCUUGACAAGAUCGUGGAACUUGGUUUGGUGGGUGAUAGAAAUGAAUUAAAAAAAAAGAAAACCAAAACUUCUAAUAAAUCAGCUAAAGGCGGUGCCAAUAAUUCGAGUGACGAAAGUAAUGAAUCUGAUGACGAUGACGAAGACAGUGAUCAACAUGAAGAACACCAAGUUUAUCAUAGCUUGACGUCGUCGUAUGUAUCUAAUGCUCUAAAACAUGUAGUCGAUAACGGUAUGGAGCCAGCGUUGUUGUGGUUGAUUGAAAGCUUAGAUGAAGCUGCUGAUGAUCUGGAAGUCGACGAAUCUGAUAUACCUUUACUGCCAUUAACCGAUGAAUGUAUGACGGCUAUUAAUGAUCCGACAUUCCAAAAUGCUAUGCAGGCCAUAGGAAUACACAAACCUUCAGGUGUACAGGAAACCUAUUGGCGCAUACCGGGAAGAUGGCAGGCUAAUGACAUCCGCCAAAGAUCUGUUGCUAUUAAAAAAGUAAUUGAUGGUGAUUUUGUAACUGAACAAUCUGACAAAGUGGAAGAAAGCAGCGAUGAAGAUGUGGGUGCUACGUUUGACAGAAUAAGAAAAUCUAUGGGCCAAAGAAACGACAUAGAUAAAGAAAACUUUAAUUGCAAUUCAAAUUUAAAUGAAUCGUCUACAAAAGAAACCAAUGAUGAAGAUAAAUCAAACAAUAAGCAAAAGCAACGUUUUGUAUCUAGCGAUAGUGAAGAUGAUGGACAACAAAACAACAAAAAAGCUUCAACUACCAAAAAUGGUGUUAUGGAAAAAAGUGACGACGAUAGUGUUAGCCAUAACAGUAACGAUUCUUUAUCCGUUAAUAUCAAUAAAAAGAAGGUCAAUCGCAAGAAAAAACGCUUUAUGGACGAUAGCGAUGAAGAAAUAAUUCAGACUAUAAAUAAAACGUCUUUGGAGGACAGCGAUGAUGAGAAUAUUGUUAAAAUUAAUAAGAAACCACUACUAGACGACAGCGAUGAAGAUAUAGUUGCUACAGUUAAAAAUACAAGUUCACUAAAUGAUAGCCACGAGGAGAUAGUAGUUAGCAAAAGAAUAAUGCCGUUAGACGACAGCGAUGUGGAAGAGGAAGUAGUGGCUCCAGUUAAAAAAACAAGUCUUUUAAAUGAUAGCAACGAGGAAAUCGGAACUAGCAAGAGAAAAAUGCCAUUGGACGACAGCGACGUAGAAGAGGAAGUUGGAAUUUCAGUGAAAAAGAAUAAAUAUUUUAUAGAUGAAGAUAGUGAUUGAUUGAUUUUAACAGGUUAAGUUAUUGUUUUUUUUUU
This is a messenger RNA of Adelges cooleyi (spruce gall adelgid), 4160 nucleotides long. It is a transcript of the gene timeout, whose product is annotated as protein timeless homolog. Gene Ontology annotation, biological process: replication fork arrest; DNA repair; DNA replication checkpoint signaling. Gene Ontology annotation, cellular component: replication fork protection complex. The record is from RefSeq and is a predicted model, not a curated record. Gene Ontology annotation, molecular function: DNA binding. Lineage: Eukaryota; Metazoa; Arthropoda; Insecta; Hemiptera; Adelgidae.